Messenger RNA from Pseudocercospora fijiensis CIRAD86, 3093 nucleotides. RefSeq lists its product as uncharacterized. NCBI's taxonomy places the organism in Eukaryota, Fungi, Ascomycota, Dothideomycetes, Mycosphaerellales, Mycosphaerellaceae. The transcript has 4 exons. The annotation marks the transcript as partial. The record is from RefSeq and is a predicted model, not a curated record.
AUGCCGCUUUUCUCUCGAUUUAAGAAUAGGGGAGCGCAGCCGGCAUCGAAGAAGACAGGCGAUGCAGAUACUCCCCGCCAAGUCGUUGCACAGCCGGCAAGAUGGCAGGCGCGAUGGGAAAGCACCACCAUUGUGCCGGAGGAGAUUGCGGAGCUGGUUCACUUGUGCACUGCAGAAAUGAAGCUACGCGCGGAGGCCCUGGAUGCUCCUUUUAUGCUACUUCCAUUUCGCAUAGACUCUGACCCGCAGGGCGCCAGAACAUUUAUUCGCAAUUUCUACAAAUCGAAUGCCGACCGAUCCACCCAAUACCGCGGCGAAUCGCUAAAGCAAGAACUUCGUUUGACUGAUUCGCUGGUCCUCUGCAGCAUCAUCAAGUGGUGCUGGAGCCGUAUGCCAAAUGGCGUGGUUUCCUGGCCGGUAUAUGAGGCCUUCCGCCUUGGUGAGAAGGAGGCAAGAAUGGCGCGAAAUGCCUUCGACACAUUUAUCCCCAUUGGAUGCGAUUCAGACGCUCGGAGGAGCAUCAUCGUUGAUUUCUAUGAUCUCCUUGCAGCUGUUGCGGCGCAUGGCAAGAACAAUGGGCUGGGAGGUCGCAAACUAUCACGAAUGUCUGGCUGGUGGGCUUUCGAUCACUCGGAUGACGGCAAAGGCUUCGAGGGCGGCUACAAAUCUUGGACGAGCGCGGCAGAUGCGUCGAGCCAUCUAUUCUUUGCGUACUUGCGAUCGUUAUCGCCUGACACAAAUCCCUCAAUGAACGUCAUCGAGAGGAUACCUCGUUCCUUGCAGGCUUUGGUGGCCUCGACAGAAUAUCCACCAGAAACACCGUCUUUGCUGCAGCGUUCAACACCUCGAGUCGUCAUGAUGGUUGACUCGGUCUCGCCAACACCAUUCUCAUUGUUGCGCAGAGCAAAGCAUUUCGAGUAUAGGGAUCAAGAUCAGCUCUUGCGCGUUUUUUCCUCAUUCGACGAUCCGCUCGACGCUUUGACUGAUGAGUGCAAGCGAGUGCUGUAUGCACUGUCAACUGCCAAUCAAUCAACGGUGGCACGAUCGCGGCAAGGAAUCACAAAGCCAGAGGAGUCUUGGUCAGCCUUCCAGAAUCUGGGGUUCGCUGAUAUUGAUGAGAAGGCUCUUGCAGGCAAGUCUCCAAACGGCAUCAACGGACCGACGAAAACCAUCGGCCAAGGUUUACGGUCAGAGCCUCGCAGUAGGACUGGGGAGCUCGGUCGACCUACUACUCCAUCCUGGGCUGAUUUCCUGUCCUCUGGCUUCUCCGAUGACGGCAGUGCCAAAUCUCCUACUUUACUCUAUCCUCCUGCUCAAGUGCUUCCUCCGCUCGGAAGCAGAGCCUCUUCGCCUGGACUUUACACCGGCGAUAAUGAGCAUCUGGCUCCCGGCGAGCUUGCGGCCAUCACCAAUGUGGAACUCGAUGACGCAUUCUGGUGGGUGUGGAUGACAAGUCUGGCAGGUGAAGAGCCAUCUGAUCGAAAGGCUGUUUUCGGACGAUGUGCUCUCAUUGAGACUACGAUCAACGGAGCCUGGCUUAUCAUGGAGGAGCAGGUUAAGGGCGCUUCUCCAGAUCCAGUCGAGGUCGCCUACAUUGCUCCAAAGAAGAGCCUGUUCAGCUUCACCAAGCGCGGUAGACUCGGUCGCAAGCGAUCGGUUAACAAGAGCCCUACGCAACCACAACCCAUGGAACGUGUGCUAUCCGCGACGCCUAGCAAGACGAGCAUCACCAAUGAGCAGCACGCCAAGAUCAAGGCGGCUGCGAGAACGUUGACUUUGACGCAGACGCAAGAGGAGACCGAGCAAGAUGCAAUACGUCGCGGUAGAAACGACGACGGACAUUCAUCAAAGACUAACAGUAUGCUCACCCUGGGUCUACAAAGCGAAGCAGGGCCCGCGAUGAAGUGGGCAACUUCAUACGACAGGCAGGCCAUUCGACAACAAUAUCUUGGCGACGCUUUCGCUGGCACUGGGAGAUCCAGAGAAGACCUCGUGCACAAGGCAUCGUCUUCGCACUUGAAUGGAGGGGCAUCCACAAUCAAACCAGAGGUUUCCCCAGUGCCUUCAGCUGUAUCGACAUUCGUUCCAGAACAGCGCGAGCUUCCUCCAGCUCCUACCGAGCAGCCUUUUGCCUUGACGCCAGGAAACGAGAUACCCACGGCGGUGCAAGCUCCGGCUGCCGUUGAGCCAGCAGAGCCUCUUACGACGAACGUGGAGCCCGUUCUUUCCGCGCAGCAGACCCAGCCCGGAGCGCAAAGUGCUUUGAACAAGGAGACAACGAUCUCAACAGGAUCUCCGAAAGCCAAGAGUAAAGUGGGCAGGAAGCCUGCGCCACAAGCUGCCGAUCACCCAGCAUACCGCCAGCAGAGUGUCGAAGAAGCGCAUCCAACAACGCCGCCGGUGCAGAACGCAGCAGCUUUGGCCGCUGCAAAAGCAAUGAAGGCUGCCAGCCCGGAAUCGAUGAGAAGCGACAACAAGCUUAAGAAGCAGCAGAGCCAAGGAGGCGCUACAUCGUCAUCACCCAGGGCAAGCGAAUCUCAAAUGGCGGCGCGCGCAGCUGUUGAACAGAGUGCUCAAGAGUCGACGCCGUCGCCACAGCAUCCGGCGACAAAUCUCUCGAGGACUAGUACUCACGAGAUGGAAGCAGCCGAGCACGAGUUCUCGAGAUUUGAUCAAGGGCCAAUGGACGACAUGCCUAGCGCGAUUCCUGCCGAAUCUGAGACCGAGCCUUCACCCCAACCAAACGAGCACAAAUUCACCAGCUUUACUCCUAGCCAGCCACAGCUUCAGACACAAGCUGGCGCAGUACCGGAUCCGAUUCCACGUGGCAAUCCAAACAAUGAUCUCGAGUCCGAAACAACCAUCGACGACCAUCAUGAUCCACAGGUCGUGCAGGACCGCUGGGCAACCAUCCGCGAGAAUGCUCACCGAAGGGCAGAGAGGCAGAGGCAGAGUGAAGAUCAGAGCACGCAGAGCCGACCAAGCCAUAUGACUGACGAUGGAGAGACCAGUGGCGAAGAAACUAUUGAGUCUCGUGUCGCGCGUAUCAAGGCACGCGUUGCAGAACUUACGGGCAACAUGGAGACCACUCGU